GUCGAGUCUUCGACUGUCGAGCGUCGAGGGGAUUACGAUAGAACAAGCAGAUCAGACUUUCGGGACGGAGCAGACGACGGUGAAGAGCGCGUGUUGGCUGCAGUCGCGUGGCUGUUCCCCGUCUGCUGCGUGUUGUGGACUGCUCCUUCCAGUGUCACACUCCAUUGCGUGACUGCCUCAUCUCGUCUUUGGCUCCUGCCACAAUCACUGGACAAUCAGCUCAGUACCUUCCCUAUUGACACCUACUUGACCUAUUGAAGAUUGAGGUGAAUAAUAGCAAGAGCCCCGUUCGCAGCUUCUUCCGCGAUGCCACUAAAUCCCACCCUGCUCCUUCCUGCUCUUCCAAAUCUUCCUCUUCUUCUUCUUCAUCUCCGCUCUGCACCUGCCGCCUGUCGCCCGGCUUCGAACACCUCCUCGCAUUCAUAAUCCCGCCCUGAAGCGAACCUAUACCCGCCGUCCCCAUCCACCGUCAAACACACUUCUUGGACAUCCUACCACGACCGCACGUUUAUCCUCCGACCUUCGCUCCCGCUGCGGCGGAAAGGAUCACUGGGCUGGAAAGGGGGCGAUGGCAGCGUCUGGCGGCCACUUGCUACAGCAGGGAAGGGUUUCUGUGGAGUCGCGCAUUAAGACGCUGGUGAACAACGACCUGAAAGAGAUAUGCCGCGCCUUCAAUUUCCAGGUCUCGGGCACCAAGGCAGCUUUGCAAAAGCGCUGCGUAGAAAUUCUGGACAAAAUUGUGUCCGAAGGUGAUGUAGCUGCUUUUCGCGAUUUCAACUAUCGGGUUAACAACCACGGCAAACCCGCGCCAGCACAAACACAGUCGCCUCAGAGUUCCGCCAACGGCUUCGGCACCUUCCACGGCCCUUCAGGCUCUGCCUCGCCUGCAACCAUGCUACCCGGUCGCGCGCCGGCGUCCGCUGGACGCAAUGGCAACUCCUCAGCAGCUGCGGGCCGAAUGUGGUUCAAAUCGAGUCCAUUCUACGAAGAACACGAAGUGGUGUUUCCAAUGCUCGAUCUUCCCGAAAUGCCACAGAAUCGACAUACUGUUAGCGCUGUUGUUACUCUCACACCAGACCAGUCCGCUCGAAUCAAAAGUGACCCCAGCUUGAAACUCCUGCUGUACUGCGGAAAAGGCGCCAAUCCCUACGCCCAGAUCGACGUCGAGUUUCCCAAUCAGCUGGAAGUGAAGCUCAACAAUGAUGAUGUCAAGGCGAACUUCAAGGGCUUGAAGAACAAGCCUGGUACCACCAAACCCGCCGACAUCACCGACAAAGUGCGGAAGAACGCAGGCUACCAGAACCAGCUACGAAUCACGUAUGCACUCACAAAGGAGCGCUUCCAAGUCAGCGUGUACAUGGCCCGCUACAUCUCUUCUGCCACGCUCACCCAGCGCAUCAAGGAAGGUCGCCACGGUGGCGGUGUCAUCUCCAAGGAGCAAGCAAUACGGGAGAUUAGCAGAGCGAACGAUGAUCCAGACAUCGUGCUGUCCUCAGAGAUAAUGUCCUUGAAAGAUCCAGUAUCGAUACUCCGCAUCACCUUGCCGGUUCGGUCUACUGUCUGCACCCACAGACAAUGCUUCGAUGGUGGCAUGUUCCUGCAGAUGCAGGAACAAGCACCGCAAUGGCUCUGUCCCACAUGCAACAAGCAAAUCUCGUACCAGUCACUCUGCAUUGACAAGUACUUUGAAGAAAUCUUGCAACAAACUUCGUCGUCUAUCGAAAAGGUCACUCUCGAGCCUGAUGGGCAGUGGCACAUCGUCAAUGAAGAAGAGUCGCAAAAUGCUGCUCAGUCCAGUCGAGAUAAUCGAGCAAAGUAUGACAACGACUUUGACGAUUCCGACGACGACCUGGUGGAAGUGGCAUCUCACUCUACGGCCAAGUCGAAACCUACUAACGGCGGCUCGCUGCCGACCGCCAGCACUCCCAACUUCUUAGCAGCUCCUGUGUCAGGCGCAGGUUAUGCCAUGACGCCGCCACUGUCUUCUCGUGGGCCCUCUGCAGCUCCAUCCACGUCCUCCGCACAGCCCGGAGCGAAACGUGCCGCAAGCUCUGUCAUAGAUCUGACAUUGUCUGAUGAGGAAGACGACGAACCUCCUCGACCGGCCAAGAGGCAAACCACGAAUACGAGGCGUCAGUCAACGCGGCAAGACCAGCUAGCAACCACGGCAGGAGCAGCACGACGUCGACCCAGUUAGGUGCGAACCACUACCUGAACCGUGACUAUGGAAGCCGGUCGGGAUCUCCAUUUCGAGCAGGCAACAGUUCGAGUCCAUCCUUCCCCACCACCAACAACUGGAGCAACUACUCACGGCCGACGUCGAUGUUGGGCUCAAGCGUCAGCCAGACCCUUCCGCCCUUUGCUAUACGACCGCCUUCGGGCCUUUCGAAUGCAACAGUAAAUGGGUCAACGAGCGCAGGAGAUGGGACAUCAUCGCAUCAGCAGCAACCUGUUCGUCUACCUCCGAUGAACACGAAUCCCAAAGAUUAUAGAGACAUUCCCUGGCCCAGUGGUUCAGAUAGCAAUUACUCGCAAAGCCCGAAUGGGUAAUUAGAUUGGUCGCAACGGUCAAGGCAGAAUGCGCAAGGCAGAAAAAAGCAGGGAUGAUCCGAAAGAAGAUUUUGUUAUGUGAAUCACGAGCAAGGCGUUUUGGUAGGAACAGCACGUUCGCGACGAUGCUGAAAGGGUUCAUGAAACAUUCCCGGCGGGAGGAAGGGCGUCUGCCCCACUUCUUUUUACACAUCUGUAUCUAAGGGCCUUGUUCAAUAGGUGGCUGCACACUUGCCAUGUAACCUGCUGUAGACCAGGUCCCGCGAAUGGAUUGCUUCUAAAAGC
Molecule: messenger RNA, 2835 nt
Organism: Sphaerulina musiva SO2202
Lineage: Eukaryota; Fungi; Ascomycota; Dothideomycetes; Mycosphaerellales; Mycosphaerellaceae
Exons: 5
Coding region: 569-2197 (542 amino acids)
Biological process (GO): protein sumoylation
Molecular function (GO): zinc ion binding; SUMO ligase activity
Source: RefSeq, a predicted model, not a curated record